This is a messenger RNA of Pseudomyrmex gracilis, 1449 nucleotides long. Its product is annotated as zinc finger protein 277. The record is from RefSeq and is a predicted model, not a curated record. Bases 91 to 1275 code for a protein of 394 amino acids. Lineage: Eukaryota; Metazoa; Arthropoda; Insecta; Hymenoptera; Formicidae. The transcript is spliced from 8 exons.
AGAGCGAAAACUGUACACAUGGUGGUCGAGCACUGUGUGCGUCCGUGUUUCUCGUUAAAGAGCAUCCAUUAAUUUAAAAAAAAAAAAACAAUGCACAGAUCACAAUUUAUUGGUUUGGAUGAUAAACCGUGCGACACAAAGUGUCCCAUGUGUGAUUGCACGUAUGUUCUUCCGACAAAAGAAAAGGAUUUUCUCACGCACUUGUUCAAGAUGCACCGUCUUGUUAUAGGAGAUGUUUGGAAAAUAGCCAGUUUAAAGAGUUACGUGCAUUAUUGGAAUGUAAAAUUUAAGGAAGCGCCACUGACAAAUUAUUGCACCACAAUGUUAAUGGAUUGCACACCGGAUGGCCAGCCAAGUAAAAGUGAACAUUAUUACUUACUGUCGGAUUGUUUGUCGGAAGAUAAGAUCUUGCGAGAAGAGAUACACCUAGCUAAACUAGAAUGGGCAUUAGCGCAACAAGAAGUUGAACGUACCGAUACCAGUUUCAAACGUGGCUGUAUGUUUUGUCGCAUGGAAUUUCACGGAUCGCGCGCCACAUACAUAAACCAUCUUUAUCAGAAGCACAAUCUCUAUCUCGGCAAACCGGAAAAUUUAGUAUUCGUCGACGAGCUGUUGGAUAAAAUUCAGAACAAUAUUGAAAGUUUAAUAUGUAUUUACUGUGAAAAGAUAUUUAAAGAUCGCACGGUAUUGAAGGAGCACAUGAGGAAAAAAUUUCACAAAUACAUAAAUCCCGAUAACAAGAUGUAUGACAAAUAUUAUAUAAUUAAUUAUCUGGAACCAGGAAGAACUUGGAAACAAAAGAGUUGUUUGGAAGAGAGUUCAGAUCUAGGAGGUUACAAUAGCGAGAACGAAGAUAGAGAAACUUCGUGGUCCGAUUGGAAUGACGAAUCUGUUGGAAUAAUAUGUUUAUUUUGCGAAUACAAUAAUGAAGAGUUCACUUGUAUCCUGGGACACAUGAAAGACGCGCACAGUUUCGAUUUUGAAGCAACGGUCAAGGAUUUGACCUUUUAUCAAAAGGUAAAAGUGGUUAAUUAUAUAAAAAGGCAAAUUCAAUUGAGACGAUGUAUUUUCUGUGAAACAGAAACAGACAAUGUAUUGGAGCACAUGGCAAAUCAACAGCAUUGUAAGCUUCCGGAAAAAAGAGUUUGGGACCAACCAGAAUAUUAUUUUCCUGUGUCUGAAAAUGACUCAUUUUUAUACAAUCUUGACGCAACUAGUAACAGCGAUGAAGAAAGUGAUUGCGAGAAUCUUACUGAAGCAAUGUGUAAUUUAUAACAAUGAUAUCAUUAUCUCAGUCUUUUGUAAAAAAUACUGUAACAUGCUAAGAAUAGUAUAAUUAACAGUGAUAGAGGAUGAUUGCAGAAAACGCGGAGCAACAAAAUGUAUAAUACAUGUAUCUCUUGUAAAAACAAUUUUAAGUUUUACAAACUAGACUUGUUUAUAAAAAAU